Ornithodoros turicata is the source of this 1177-nucleotide messenger RNA. RefSeq lists its product as uncharacterized. The record is from RefSeq and is a predicted model, not a curated record. The transcript has 7 exons. NCBI's taxonomy places the organism in Eukaryota, Metazoa, Arthropoda, Arachnida, Ixodida, Argasidae. Gene Ontology annotation, molecular function: A2-type glycerophospholipase activity. The coding region runs from base 16 to 1119 and encodes 367 amino acids. Gene Ontology annotation, biological process: phospholipid metabolic process; arachidonate secretion.
GUAAUCAUGUAGACUAUGUUAUCGAGACGUGAGGAGGGCGCCCGCGGGCAUUGCCCAUCCCUGGGGCCCGUAAUUUCUCUCGCCGGUCCUGACGAUCAGGACCUACGUCAUGGCAGCAAAUCCACCGUGCUUUCUUUCUGUUAUUUCUCUGGCCAGACAAGCGUUGUGAAAACGAGAUCGUCAAAGGCAAACAUCUGUUGGGAUCAUAAACUUGGGGCUACGUUCGUCUUAUUGAAACGAAACGAGUAUCUCCGGGGGGCUCUUCGUUCUGCCGUUUCCAGUAUUUUACGUACAAGGACAAUGGACCUUAUGUCAUAUCUAUACUUGGUUCUCAUCCUGGCUACUGCGACAACCGACAACAAGAAAGAGGAUAAGAAGGCCGACGUGGAGAGUUUUGCCAGGUUUGGGAGUACUGGACAUGUCUUCAAAGGAACAGCAAAGGGCCAACCAGUUCUCGUUGGUGUGGUAACCGGCCCAGACGACAGCAUGACAGACUGUGAUAUCGUACUUGGCAGGGAGUCGGUUGAUAAGGCCAUGAAGCUGUUACCACCAGAUGCUGUGUCCGAAGCGACGGAAACGCAACUUGUCGUACCCCUGGUGGCCUGUACCAAUUUUCGCCGCAACAACGUCAAAGGGCGUUCUUAUCCUGAAAACACGUGGCUCAUCUAUCCCGGUACAAAGUGGUGCGGAAGUGGCAACAUCGCUCUGCAUGAACAGGAACUGGGCGAAUUGAUCGAGGUGGACAAAUGUUGCAGACAGCACGAUUAUGCCACGGAGACAAUCAACCCCAGGGAGACAAAACAUGGACUCACAAACUACAGAGGUUAUCCCAUAACCACCUGCAAUGACGACUGGAAGUUCUACGCCUGUCUGAAGAAGGAAGGCUCCCCGGCAGCCAUGGAAAUCGGUCAUAUAUAUUUCGACAUGCUCUCACCCUUGUGUUUCCUGAAGAAUCACACAACUGAGUGCCAGGAAUAUUUCACGAGCCACCAAAGCGUGUGCAAGACGUACGGAAUUGACAAGAGCAAGCCGCAGACGUGGCAAAAGGUGUGGAAUCCAACCUUCGCCAUCGCCACGCGGCCAUCAGGAUGCGCACCAAUGACCGAGCAGCGAAAAUGAUCCUUGGUGUACGUUAUGGACGCCAAACAUAAAAGUUGAAUAAAAUCCGAUUGUGUUA